Molecule: messenger RNA, 1345 nt
Organism: Formica exsecta
Lineage: Eukaryota; Metazoa; Arthropoda; Insecta; Hymenoptera; Formicidae
Gene: arg
Product: arginase-1
Exons: 7
Coding region: 249-1322 (357 amino acids)
Cellular component (GO): nucleus; cytoplasm; cytosol
Molecular function (GO): manganese ion binding; arginase activity
Source: RefSeq, a predicted model, not a curated record
AUAUAUUGUAAAUAUAUAUAUAAUUUAUCUUAUAAUAUUGGUUUAUAUGUGGACAUGAUGGAAAAGAGAGAGCAACAUAUGUAUAAAAAUUAUCUAUACAUAUAUACUUAUCACAUUUGUUUUGUCUAUACAUAUACGACUAACGAUCUUGCUACGGACGGACUAUCUAUUCCGUCUGUUGUUGAUACACAUAUUUUAAUGAUAUACCAGAUCGAAUCUGUAGGGGUCAAAGAGUAGAUAAUUUUUUUAUGUACACUUGUAAACAACUCUGCAGCAAGGAAAGGACGAAAUUAGAGAUGAAUAUAUUAAUUAAAACACGCACAAUCUAUAAUAAAUUAAGUGUUCGUUAUUAUGGUGAAAAAGUUGGUAUAAUAGGAGUACCAUUUGAUAAAGGGCAGAAAAAAGAAGGAGUAGCUCAUGGACCAAAUGCAAUUAGAGCAGCAAAUUUAAUAUACGAAUUAAAAACAUUAGAGUUAGAUGUGCAAGAUUAUGGUGAUGUACUCUAUGAUGCAAAUAAUAUAAGUGAUGUAAAUAAUAUGUCACAUUUGGGUUACGUAGCAAGUUGUGCAAGUCGUUUAUCCGAACAAGUUCGACAAGUAUUACGAAAUGGUAGGCAAGCACUGACAAUCGGUGGUGAUCACAGCUUGAGUAUUGGUACUAUUGAUGGACAUGUAAAGGAAAAACAGGAUGUAGCGGUGAUAUGGGUCGAUGCCCAUGCAGAUUUAAAUACUAAUAAGACCAGCGAGAGCGGUAAUGUACAUGGAAUGCCUGUAGCAUUGUUAACUUCGGAAUUAGCUGACUAUUGGCCAUAUUUACCAGGCAUGGAUUGGCAAAUGCCAAUGUUGUCUAUCAGAAAUGUAGCUUAUAUUGGUUUGAGAUCUGUGGAUCGUUAUGAAAGAUUAGUAAUUGAAAAAUUUGGUAUUACUGCUUUUGGCAUGGAAGAUAUAGAACGUUACGGUAUUCAUGAUGUAAUACAUAUGGCACUAAACAAGAUAGAUCCUUAUAAUUCGAGAUCUUUACAUGUUAGUUUUGAUAUAGAUGCAUUAGAUCCUCUCGAAGCACCCAGUACUGGAACUCCAGUCCGUGGAGGAUUGUCUCUUAGAGAAGCAAUUAAUCUUAUGGAAGAAAUAUACAGAACACAUCGACUGAGCGCUAUAGAUUUAGUAGAAGUUAAUCCACAAAUCGGCAGUGUCCAAGAUGUGAAGAUUACUAUAGAAGCAGCCAUACAUAUUAUUCAAGCAGCUUUGGGAUAUACUAGGCGUGGUUUGAGAGUACCUAAGGGUGUUACUGAUAUACCAUUACCUUUACAGACAUCUCAAUAAUAUAUAUUUUGCUUCUAUUUUAA